This is a messenger RNA of Paramacrobiotus metropolitanus, 797 nucleotides long. RefSeq lists its product as uncharacterized. Lineage: Eukaryota; Metazoa; Tardigrada; Eutardigrada; Parachela; Macrobiotidae. The coding region runs from base 99 to 539 and encodes 146 amino acids. The record is from RefSeq and is a predicted model, not a curated record. The transcript has 3 exons.
AUGAUUUUCAUAAGUUUCAAACAAAAGCCGUAUUCCGCUGUUCCUUGGUUUUAAAUUAGAUCCAUUCUAAUACCUCGUAUUUCGUAAUAGCUGAAAAGAUGCAUACACUCGUUAUUCUAAGCACCUGUAUGUUUGCAGCGGUUGUCGUUAUCCUUGGACAAGAUGCAGGGACCGCGGUCGAGACUGGCCAUAGCAGCAGUGAAAAGAACUCCACUGCCACCACAGAAGUUAAAUUUAUCAGCAAUAUGCCGGCCUGGCAAUAUGGUUGGCUCGAUAUGCCCUGGUCUAUGCAUGUACAAACGGACAUCUGGGUCACUUACUACUGCAACAAGAACGACCCUCGCUUCCCGGCACAAAUCGCUGGUCCAAUCAAUGAAAAACUAUUGGCAUAUUACCCUGAUUACAAGUGGAAUGUGGCCGUCUUUAACCUUUCUCAUGCAUCCGUCGCGGCUUCAUACAGUAGUGGAACUCGGUAUAUGGCCAACUGCAACGGUAUGAGAUACCAGAUCUGGGGAACCUCCAAGUUGAUUCAAGAAUAAUCACUGCUGCCGUUGCUGGUGAAGAAGGGACGGUGUGUUGAAAACGGUCUCCGGAUGACGAAAUUAACCAAAACUGCUUAAGCCUUAUGGUAGUUUGUUUUCAAAAACUAAAGUAUCUUUCAAAGUGCAUAAGCAUCGCGGCCUGUGCAAGCGUAGAUAAAGCAUAGAUUUUCUACUGUAAUUCCGCUUAGCUGCUUAAACUUCGAAUAGCUUUCAGUUGGUUUACAAAUGAAGGAAAUAAACAGUUGCACUGCAAAA